Messenger RNA from Astrephomene gubernaculifera, 6546 nucleotides. Lineage: Eukaryota; Viridiplantae; Chlorophyta; Chlorophyceae; Chlamydomonadales; Astrephomenaceae. The record is from the annotation of a GenBank genome assembly.
UGGCGAGGGACCAUUCGUUGAAAGGUCCGUUUUUAUUGUAGUAACUCUACGAACCUCCCAGUUGCUCUCCAAGACUCCAACUAAACCUGUAUGCAUACGUUUGUAGUGACUCCUUAAUUCCGUUAAAUUUUAGGACUUCUGCCGCUUUGCUAAGGGUAAACAUUAGAGCCUUGAGUUGGGGCAUACAACUGCGUAUACAGCAAUGCAAUAAGCCAACGAUGCGCUGGGCUGGAGGCCUGGCAUCGUGGCUUGCAGCUACGUUUUUGCUGUCUAUCUUGUUUUCCGCAUCACGACAAUGGAGCGUAUCCGCAGCAACUGCCUGGACCUGCGAUACUUGCUCUGAUGAUGCGGAACCCAUAUGCAUUGCCGGAGUAACAUUUAGACAUCGCUGCUUGGCUGAAUGCCAGGGUCUCUCUGGCGGCAAAGAUGGGCCGUGCCGAGGCGACGACCAGCUAGCACGUGUGACGACAGUCGGCAGUGCAGCGACGUCUGGGACGCAGCCUGGGGCGCCCACUGCAGCCGCUGCUGCACCACCCGACCGGCGUAGUCAUCCGCCGGGCAGGGGAGCAAAAAGCCGGCAUCGCCGGCACCAUGUAUCUGACAUGCGACGCUUUGCUUCAGAGGGCUUUGUGCUCGUAGGAUCGUUAGGCCUGCGUGACGGACCUAGCGCAGACUGGGACCCGAAGCGCAUGUCGGCAAGGAUGCGAGUGAGUCCCGGGGCACACCAGCAGCAGCAGAAGCAAGCCUUCAGGGCUGCCGCAGCAGAGGACAGCGACAAGCUGCAGGUGCGAGCUCUACGCUACACUCCAGAAGACGGGCGGCUAUAUGUGGAGGCCUCGGCACGGCCGGCUCUGGACUCCCUCCUCAGCCGCCACCGCCGCAGCGCUCUCGUAGAACACGUGCACGGGACGUCCGCAUCCUCAGCUGCGGGCGACAGCGGCGGCGGCGGUGGUUUUGUUCCCGGACCUGAGUCGGCUAGGAGAUCCAAUUUAGACGCUGGUCGCAGUUUUGUCUCGGAGCUAGGUCACAUGGAUGCUACAGACGGCAGCGAAGAUGUUGCGGCUACUGCCAAGGCCGCGGUAGCGGCCGCGGCCGUGGCUGCGGGUGCUGACGGCAGGUCCAACAUUACACAGCAACAGGAGCAGCAGCAGCACGGGCGAAAGCUGCUUUCAGACAACCGCUGGCGUGUGAAGGACGCAUCUGUGUAUCCUUACAGUGCCAUUGCAUACAUAACCUACACUCAACCCAUCACCAAUGCCAGAUACCAGUGCUCUGCGACCUUCAUCACGCCAUGGGACGUUCUGACUGCGGCACAUUGCGUUUGGGACUUUGACAACAGCACCGGCUACACAGAUUGGCGCAUCUGGCCAGCUCUUGCGUCCAACAGCCUGGACAGCUCGGCAGCUUUCACUGCAGAAUAUGCAACUUUUUACCGCACUGAAAACGGAACCGAUAAGAGCUACAACUACCAGCGAUACGCCGUGAACUACUACGAUAUCGCGCUUAUUCGCGUGAAGCGUCCACACACCUCUUGGCUGGGUAUGAAGUACGACUGCGCUCGUCCCACCUACCCCAAAACCCUUGCCUGCGGCUACCCGGCCUUCAGCCCUGCCGUGUACUGGCAGUUCUGUAGCCAGUGCUUUCUGACGACGUCCCAAUGCAGGCCCAUGUGGCAAAUGUACAACUACUGUUACUCCACGCGGGGCCAAUCCGGCAUGGCCAUUACAGACCUGGAAGACCUCCGUGUGCUAGGCGUGCUGAGCGGCGGUCCCACAGCCAGUUGGGACUACUCCUACUGGACACCCAUUGACGCCUUUCACUUCAGCAACCUGCUCCUCUGGAUGUGGCCUGGCGCCCAGCUGCCGCCGCCGCCCUCGUUCCCAUCACCGCAAACACCACGGCAGCCACUGCCCCCAUCGCGGCCCUCACCUCCCAGUCCGUCACCGCCACGGCCCCCGCGCCCCCCGCCGCGACGGCCGCCCCGUCCGCCGUCGCCGCGACCCUCACCGCCAUCUCCGCCACCCAAGACGCCUCCGUCACCUCGGCCGUCUCCACCCCGGCCUUCUCCUCCUCCUCCUCGUCCUCCGCCACGCCCUCCCCCACGCACCAAGCCGUCCCCGCCGCUGCCGCUGCCGCCCCCUCCACGCCGCUCUCCGCCGCCAACCGCAGCCAUGCGGAUGUCUCCACCCCCGCCAAAGCGCUCCCCUCCGCACCCCUCUCCCUCUCCACCCCUUCCGAUUCCCCGUCCUCCGUCUCCCCGCCCGCCACCUUCUGUCAAGAAGUCGCCACCACCCUCCUCCGCGCCCCGAAGUGCCGCCUCUACCUCGCCGGAGUCCUUCCUGCAACUUAUAGGCAGCCCUCCGCCGCUUGGUAAGCCGGCUCCCAAGAGCCCCCUGCCGCCUAAACCGCAGCCGACGUCGCCACCGUCGCUGCCGGAGCCGCUCCUGGAAGGCCCUCCUGCUGCUCCUGCUGUUGCCCCUCCUGCGGCUGCUCCUCCUGCUGCUCCUCCUGCUGCUCCUCCUGCUGCUCCUCCUGCUGCUCCUCCUGCUGCUCCUCCUGCUGCUGCUCUGCUGAAGGCCUCUCCGCCGCCAGACAGCAGCUUGAGUACACGGGCAGCGAGCGGCAGCAGCUCCACUGGGGCCAGCGCUGUGGUGGCUACUGUGCCAGCGGCGAGUGUGAAUGCGACUGGCACAGUGUCUGCUGCUUCGGAAUGCACAAACGGCACGCUCCGACUGCGCGACGGCCCCAACGCCUGGUCGGGUCGCCUGGAAAUCUGUUUGGGGGGCCGCUGGGGCAGCGUCUGCGACAUUGGGUGGACCUGGGAUGACGCGCGGGUGGCAUGCAGGCAGCUGGGCUACCCCGAGGGCGGUGAGGCCCUAAUCGGCGGCUGGUUCCCGGCAGCCGCCUCAAGCGUGCCCGUUCACCUAAGCAGCGUCGGCUGCUUGGGUAGUGAGGCUUCCCUAGGCGGCUGUACGGCGCAGCGUAACCCGGGGACGCAGUGCGCUCAUAGGAAUGAUGCGGGUGUCAUUUGCAGCAACGCAGCAGUGGGUUCGCCGCCGCCGGCUAAGGGCUCGACGAAUGGCAGCGGCAUGCAGAGCGGGGACUACCCGUGCGGUGUGCAGGGGGCGUUGCGGAUUGUGAAGGCGGCAGGCAGCGUCGCAGCUUCGGCAGGACGGCUGGAGGUGUGCGUUCAGGGGCAGUGGGGCAGCGUCUGCGACGACGGUUGGGACGACAUUGAUGCCUCCCUCGCUUGCCGUCAGUUGGGUUUCCCGGGCGGUUGGGCGCUAACAACCUCAACCGACUACAGCACCGGUGCGCUGUCCCCCGGGCCCCUCAACAUGACCAUCUGGCUUUCCAAUGUCGGCUGCACCGGCAAGGAAGCCGCCUCCAGUGGGAUCCUGUCCUGCAGCCGCGGCUCACCGCUAGGCCAGGCAUCCUGCUCGCAUCAGGAGGACGCGGGCGUCGUGUGCAGCGCUCGUCCCACACCUCCCAUACCUCCCAGGCCGCCGCCACCCGAGUGCUCGGAAGACGGGGCUCUGAGGCUCGCGCCGGUGGUCGGGAUGCCUGAGGGCGCCGGCCGGCUGGAGGUCUGCUACCAGGGGCGCUACGGACUCGUGUGUGACGACGGGUUUUCAGUGACGGAGGCUCGAGUGGCGUGUAGGCAGCUGGGGUACACCUACGGCCGACCCUUGGGUCAGCCCAACGUAGGGGCGGCAGGCGACCCAGGUGACAGCGCGUUCUUCUUGAUGGACGAGCUGGACUGUACGGCGUACGAGCAGAACUAUAACAGCGGCUUGUGGCGCCUGACGCAGUGCAUGUUUAGCGACUGGGGCGUCAAUGAUUGCGACACAAAGCUUGAGGCGGUGGGCGUGGUGUGUUCGAAUGAUUCCUCAAUCAUGCUACCGUCACCGCCCGCAACAGCCCGCCCGCCUCCUUCACCCUCAUAUGCAUGUAGCGGCGCCGGCUCGGUUCGGCUGGUUGGCGGAAACUCCUCCGCGGGGCGCGUGGAGUUGUGUGCACGGGGAGUUUGGGGAACGGUUUGCGAGGACGGCUGGGAUGACAAGGACGCCGCCGUGGUAUGUCGCCAGCUGGGCUGGGUCGACGGCACCGCUGUCGCAAGCGCAGCUACCCAACCUCUGACCGGCUAUCCGGCGGGCAGCUCCUCCCAGCCUGUGCUGCUAGCGGACGUGAAUUGCACCGGAAGCGAAGGCACCCUAACCGCCUGCGCCAGCCGGAACGCCACCGGGCUGGCUAGGUGCAGCAGCCCCCGCAGGGAUGUGGGCGCGGUGUGUAGCAUGGGCAGGCCGCCGCCGCCGCCCGUGGAUCCCUUUGCAUGCAGCCAGCCGGACUCGGUGCGGCUGAUGCGUGACAGCAACAGCAGCAGCACCGCUGAGGGAGCAGGGCGGGUGGAGAUCUGCCACUCGGGCCGGUGGGGCUCUGUGUGUCGAGACGGCUGGAACGACACGGCUGCAUCGGUGGUGUGCAGGCAGCUGGGUCUCUCGGGUGGUGCAGCGGUGACAGACGACCGCUUCGGCUCGGCCAGCAAGGACCUGCCGGUGUGGGUGGACGAGGUGGUGUGUCGCGGCGGAGAGACCUCCCUGGUGGGCUGCAGCAUCCGCGCCUGGGGCAGCAGUGACUGCUGGCGCUGGCCCCGGCUGGACGCGGGUGUGAGCUGCGGCCCGCCGAGCCCCUCUUCGAGUCACAGCCCCAGCCCGAGCACCGUGUCAGUUGCUCCCAGCCCGGCGACAGUCGGCGUCGGCCCCGCAGCUGUGUCGCCGCCGCCGCUGUUGAGCUCCUCGCCGCCUCCGUCGCCGCCGCCGCGGAGGCAGCCGCCGUCGCCGCCGCCACCCCCGCCGCCGGUGACCAACACGUUGUAUCCAUGCAACACAGACGGUGCAAUUCGCAUUGUGGGCUCGUCCACCACUACCCUUGGUUACACUGUAACCGUGGGCCGCAUUGACCUGUGCCAUGCGGGCCAGUGGGGAUCCGUUUGCGGUCGGGACUGGAUCUACGGUGACAACAGCGAUUAUGAGAGUGACCUGCUUUGGGACGAUGAUUCGGCUCGUGUUGCCUGCAGACAGUUUGCAGGAGCAUCUCAGACGGUAGCGAGCUACUCGGCGUUGUUGCCUGGCGCCACGUCCUUUCCUGGGCUCCCAAGUGCCAUGCGGUUCUGGUUGGCUGCGGUGCAGUGUGAUGGCAGCGAGGCGACGUUGGAUGAUUGCGAUCGGUCGGGUUGGGGCAGCGUGCCGACGACUUGCGGGGGCGGCGAUGCGGUGGGUGUGCGGUGCGUGUUGAGGUCGAGCAGCGGAGCAGGGUGAGGUGAAGAGCUGGGUGAAGAGCUGGGUAAAGAGGGAAACAGAAAACUUGUGACAAGGCUUAACCCUGUGCUGCAUCAUGGUUGCUGACCUUUCCACCUCACCCCGAAGCAGGACAGAUGGCAGGAGAUGUGGAAGGUGGUCGGGUGCAGGAUUUUGAGUAGCAAUGGAAGAGAGAAUAGGAAGACGGGAAUGGCGGUAAGAGUAUGUUUAGGACUUGUUUUUUUUGGUUUGUGGACUAAUAGCCUUGGUGCAGUGUAUUAGCGUAGGACUUGCGCGACAGGCGUGCGUGGGGCCGUGUGCAAUGGCAGUGCUGACCUUGCCAUGAUUGGGACUGCUGGAUGAUUCACCGCACAUGACAACGAGCGUUGCUUAUUAUUUGUAGUUUAUAGUUGGCGUCAUCAUUUUGCGAUUAUGCUGUUUAUUGAUGCCCUUUUAGCAAGUGGUCAGCUGUCCGCCUGUGAUUGGGGCGGUUGGAACUCAAUAUGUACCUCCAGCAAGGAUGUGUGGUUAGCUAGCGUUGAUAAGCAUGUGGGCGUGUGCAUGAAUCGCAGAGUACAAAAGGUAUUGGGAGGAUAGGAUGUAUAUGACUUGAUGCAUCACCUUGAUGAACCGCUUUGUUUGAAGGGACACAAGACGCUUGCGGUCUAAACGUUACCGUGAUGUAGGCAUUCCAUUAGAACGAGCGUGUACUGAUGCAGCGGCAUUGCGUGUUGUGCUCUUUUUGCUUGUUCUUGCUCCUGGAUGCUUUUGAUGUUGAGGCUGCGAGCAGCUGGGUUUUGGAUGACUCUUGAACUGGACAUGCCUGACGUUGGAUGAUGAGCCAACCGCAUGUGCCGUCCGUGACCACAAUGCUGCUGUGCCGCGAUAGACCAGCGUCUGCUUGAGGUGAGUGUGUUUCCCGGAACGGCUGACAUGCACGUGACAUGUCUGAACGGUGUGGCAUAUGGAAGCUCCCGAGGAUGGCAUGUUGCGAUGGCUUAUAAUGUGCGGAAAGCACCCCUGCCUGGGAGCCCAACGAGCCCCGGCAACGAUGUUCAGGACUGCAAAAUGUUCAAUGUGUGCCUAUUAACACCGUCAACGUGUUCCUAAAUAGGAUCUGGCCUAUGACGGUUGGUACGAAUGUCGACCUGGAGAGAGUGUAGAAUGUCGUUCAGACGCGACAAACUUGAGGGGGCGUGUUGUAAGAAAUGCCUCACACCUCACGUACCAGCGAACGUUACAAUUGUUG